AUGGAACAGCUGGUACUGUACGUGAAAGCUCUACGAGCUCUUAAACUGUCUCUUCUCUUCGCGCAAGGAGAAAUCAGAGUUGGCCACCAAAAACCCUCCAACGCCGUCAAGAAUGGUGAGACAAAUAGAUGCUCUGAGGCCUAUCCCUUUUCUACGAGUGCUUGUAACAAGCCUGAACGAAGCAUUAAGUUUUUAUAUUAUCUUUGUUUACAAUUUUCAGUUCUAAACGACUUGAACAGUCGAUAUCACCAGUGUUUGGAGAAGGCGUCCAAACUGAAGCAGCUCUUAGAACCUGGACUACAGACACUUGAUGGAAAAUCUAUGACGGUGAGCUUACAACUUAUAUGCGUUAAAUCCUUUCGAGAAUUAAAUCAGCUUUCUGCAACAUAAUUGCUUUGGUUUUGCUACUGUUCGCUUUGCGAUUGGCGUAAAACUUUGCACCAUUGCCGCUACCAAAGAGUAAUAUGCAGAGCUUAUAUCAAUCGUGGCUUGGUCACUCGCGUUUCCAAGCUUCAGACGAGUUUCGUCCAUUUGAGCUGAAUUCUCAUGGGCCAUUUUCAAAAUAUGUCUUUGUGGAAUGGGUUGUUGUGAUGAAUGUUAUUUUGUUUUGGGGAAACCUCAUUACAAAGGGUGGGGCUCUAGGUCACGUGCGUUCGAGUGACCUCUCCGCUCCUUUUCUGCACUCUUUGUUCUCCUUUUCCCCCACCCCCCUCCCUAGCCCCCCCUUCCAUCAGUAUUCCCUGGAUACUGCUCAAUUCGAACUGUCUUGCUGGUGCUUUGUUUUCAAACGCCUAGAGGUGAGCUGUGGCGAGGUUGCUUCUCUAUCCACUGCUUCAUUUGACGCAGAGUAAAAUACAUCUUAUAUCCUUCUCACAGGUCAGCGCUGACAGAUUGAUGUACCAUUACGCCAUGGAACAGGUAACUACCUUUAACGUUGAGGCAUGCCAUUCGCUAUUUGCUAGAUCUUGUAUUUUUUAUCAAGUUUCCUCCUGUUUUUGUUUUUGUUUUUGAUUCUUUAGUGUCAAAAUGCUGCCCUCGACGAGGUGUUCGGAAACCCAAAAGAGGUGACUAACAGUCAUUUGUUUGUUCCACGUGUUCAUUGUUUCUUGUCAAGUUCUGUUUUUUCUCGUCUAUCAGCAGUUUAAAAUGUUUUUCUUUAUUCUCUCUUUUAGUCUAACUCCAAAUUUUUUUCAGUGUAAGGUCAAGUACGAGACUGCUCAGGUUUUACUUCAAGGCCUGGAGGAAGAAGCUCAUACUGACGAAGAUCGGCGUCUGUUGAAUAAAUGUAUCCUUUGGUCUCGUUUGUGGCGCCUUGUUUGCGCCGCCUCAACGAAAUAAUUACAGACUCCGAAUACUGAAUAUCUUUUUUCUUCUCCCUCCCCACUAAUGCCACCCAAAAAGAUAAAGUUACUGAGGUCUUUUCAUCUUGAAUAAGGUGCACUGUAUACCAUGUCACAAAAGUAUUUUAAAUAAGGGAGGAGUAGUCUUAAGCAACGCUGGGCAUAACUUAAUGUCACUUCAGAAGAAUAGAGAAUUGAAAGAUUCUGCUUUGUGAAAGACCACGGAGUGCUUACCAUUCUAUUCCUUCCCAUGUUUCAAUUUUUUGGAACACCGCGAGUUAACCAAUAAAAGUGUUAAUUACAUAGUCAUUACUUGGGUGGCGUAGGCUAUUCACAAUGUAAUGCCUUUAAAAUGGUGAUACAACCAGUUACAUCAAGCCCUAUAUAGACGCAAAUUUGUGAACCAGUGUCACUAUUUACCAGCUUGACGAUUGGUUCCUUAACGAAAACUGUAGAUAAAAUCGCCGUAGAUAAACGGCUGACGUGUAUUUCCAGGACGAGGACACGCAAAACCAGUCAAAGUAACACCAGAUAA
Pocillopora meandrina is the source of this 1875-nucleotide messenger RNA. Lineage: Eukaryota; Metazoa; Cnidaria; Anthozoa; Scleractinia; Pocilloporidae. The record is from the annotation of a GenBank genome assembly.